AUGCCCACUACUCACCUAUCUCAGCUUCAAACUCGCCUGCCCAACAGUGAGCGUCGAAGACCUCCGAUUGAUCCCCCAAAGCCUGAGACCUUCAGCACGCCGAGGCAGCAGACCUCGAGCUAUCCCGGCUACUCUUCCGCUCAGCAAGCGGCGACGCCUUCAACCCAGCAGGCGCAUGCGGGGUACGGGCCGGGCCAGGGCCAAGUCGUCCCGGCGCAAGUGCCGCCGAGGGGCACCGCUGGCGCUGCCGAGGAUGUGGUGGGCAACGUCGCCCACAUUGCAGUCACUGGCUGCACGCACAGCACGGUCGGCGGGAUCGUGCGCGGGAAUUUCACCGCAAACGGGCAGAACCAUGGUAGGCCAACCUACAAAAAGGACCAGCAGGUCAAUGGCCUAGACGUUCAGUUGUACUACUGGGAUGACCGGGAUGGCCCAAACUUCUGCGGCUGGUGGUUUGGCCCAAAGGUCGGCGGUGACCAGGUGUGGGCAUACCACCCCAGCAGCUCAGCCGGCACCCCACCCCGCACGGGCUGGAAAGUGCCUUACGAUGGCCCUGCAGACCCGACCUUCGUCAUCAGCCCUUCGCAGCCGGGCGCAGCAGCAGCAGGAGGAGCCACGGCGGCCACCGGCCAGGGCGCGCAAUCGCAGCAGCAGGCUGCCCAAGCGCUCCAACAGCAAUAUGCGGCCUACACACAGCAGCUACAGCAACAGCAGGCGGCCUACAUGCAGCACUAUGCGCAGCAAGCCGAGCAGCUCAAGCAGCAGCAGGAGCAGAUGAUCGCCGCGCAGCAAAAGGCCAUGGCCAUGGCCGCCAUGAAGAGCAAGCAAGAGGAGAUGAAAGUAAAGCAGCAAGAAGAGAUGAAGCGGAAGGCAGCAGAGCAUCAGAGGAUGAUGGAGGAGCGGCAAAAGCAGGCGGAGGAACAGCGAGCGGCGAUGAAGAUCCGCCAGUACAUGCAGAAGGUGCGCCUUUCCACAGAAGAGAAUCUGGCCCAGCACCACCAGGAGCUGGCCGACGUCAUGCAGGAAGAGUUGAUCAAGUGUGGACUCCAAGCUCCCAAGGUGAAGGAGGAGUGUGACCAGGCGGUGGAGCAGGCCAAAACUCGGAUCCAGGCGAUGAAGGAGGCCAAGCGGCGCGAAGAAGAGCGCAAGGAGGAGAUGGCCAAGCAGGCCCGCGAGGCCCAAGAAAAGGCAACCGAGCUCCUCAAGGAUUUGGCGGCCAAGGUCAAGGAAGCGGAAAAGGCGGUUGACGUGCUGGUGUCUGCGGCAGAGCCGCUGAAGCCAGAGGCCGACCUCAAGCUGGACGUGGUCAACAAGUUGGCCACCGCUGUCCAGGGCAAGGUGGGGACGGCGGAAGAGGCCAUCAAGGAAUGUCAAGACUUUGUGAAAGAGCACUCUGCCGCGAUGCGGCUCUCCGCGGUGAAGCGGGUUACUCCCGGGGAGGAGACGGGCGACGAGCCCGAGAGCCUACAGGCAGUCGUGGGCAAGCUGAACGAGAUUACAACCAAGAAGGACCUGACCCAGAAGACGGCUUCUGUGGCGCAGGAGAGACUCAAAAGGAAGGCUGCCGCAAAGAAGCUGGUCGAUGCGGAGCUGGCCAAGUUUGCGAAGUUUGAUGUAGACAAGGAUGGACUCCUGAGCAAGAAGGAGCUGAUCGCGUAUGCAAAGAAGGAUGCCUCUGUCACCAUCACGGACGCCAAAGCCACGCAGAUCCUCAAGGGUAUCGGCUCGGAGGGCGUCAAAGGUGGAGGUGUGGGCGUGAAGAAGGCGGACUUCCACCGACUGAAGGUCCAGGUUGGCAUCGCCCGCGAGAAGCUGAAGGAUGCGGAGCGCCGAAAGCAGCGCGAGGCCCACGAGAAGGAGCUCGAGGGCAUGAAAGAGGGCCUCAAGGAGAAGGUGGCCGAACUGGACACCAAGUACACGGCCGUGGAGGAGAAGGUGAAAGCGGUGGAGGAGUCGGCUGGGCCUCUUGCCAAUGCCCAGACCAUGUCUUCCACAGAGCUGGAGCCUCUCCUCAACAAGGUGGAGGAACAGGUCACCGAAGCCAAAGAGGCCGUGACCGAGUUCAAAACUCAGGAAGUGGCUGAGGCGAAGAAAGGCGUCGAAAAAGAGCUGUCGGCCUGGUUCAUGAUGGAAUGCCGACCUGUGGACUCAAAGACGGCUGUGCUUGACGCCCGCCUCAGCAACCUCAGCGCCAGGCUGGCAAAGCACCGCUACGACGCCAAGGGCAAGGCGGCACAGGAGAUUGUCCAGCUGGAGAAGCGAGCGCUCGCUGGGCUCCGACUUCAUCAGCACGCAAAAGCGCUGUCCUGCGAUGACCUCUUCAAGGCAAUGGCGGGGGAGAAGGAGAGUUUGGAAAAGUCGGACUUUGUGAGCUUCUGUGCCAACUGUGAAAAGGCGGAUGGGGAAGCCGUCUCAGAAGAGGAUCUUUCCAGAGUCUUCGACACCCUAGCAGCAGAGGCGGAGGCCAUCGAGAAGGAUAGAAUGACGGCGAUCAUUCGCUGCUUUAAGAAGGUCGUCAAGGAGACUGUUCUCACCAGCGACAAGAGUGUCAAGGGAGAUUCCAUCCGGAGACUCCUCGCCGGCGAGGUGCUCGAGAUCAUGAGCGCCGAGGUGGCAGAUGAGGAGGCCGGGGUGUCGCGGGUGAGGUGCCACGCGCUCAAAGACGGUGCGGAAGGCUGGGUCACCACAUCAGGUAACAAUGGUACCCCCUUCCUGCAAGAUUACACCGGCGUCUACAAGGUGGUCAAGGAGACGAUCCUGACUGUGGCGUUUGAGCUCGACUCGUCAGGGGGCAAGGAAGCCCCACGCAAGCUCCGCCCGGGUGACGUCGUGGAUGUGUUAAUCUGGCCGAAGAAGGAUAAGACCGGCCUCAUGCGACUGAAGUGCAAGUGCCGGACAGAUGGCUCCGUCGGCUGGGUGACAGCUGUGGGCAACACGGGAACCACCUUCUUGGAGGUGAUGUGA
Messenger RNA from Symbiodinium natans, 2964 nucleotides. NCBI's taxonomy places the organism in Eukaryota, Dinophyceae, Suessiales, Symbiodiniaceae. The record is from the annotation of a GenBank genome assembly.